AUGAGCUCGCCCAAGCAAAUAUCCAUCGCCAUCAUCGGUGGCGGUCCAGGAGGACUGGGUACGGCCAUCGCACUAUCAGAACUCCCAUACGUAUCUGUCAAACUAUACGAACAAGCACCCGAGCCACGCGAAGUCGGUGCCGGAAUCACCAUUAGUCGGAAUGGGUGGAAUGUGCUGCGGUUACUUGGGGCUGCGGAUGGGGUGAAGGGUGCGAAGCAGGGACAUUCGUGGCAGAGGAAUGGAAGGACAGGAGAACCUGUGAUUCAACCGCCAGAUGCGUCGGCGAUUGAGAAGGUAAAGGAUGACCCGUUUGCUUCGAUUAGGGCUCGGCGGACGCGGUUGCAGGCGGCGCUGCUGGAGAAGGUCCCGCGGGGUGUCAUUCAAUUCAGCAAGAAGCUCGUCUCGCUAGAGGAUCUUGGCGAGAAUAAAGGAGUCCAUCUGGUAUUCAAAGACGGGACGGAAACGACUGCGGAUCUUGUUGUCGGGGCUGAUGGGAUUCGAUCGAUUGUUCGGCGAACGUUGUUUCCAGAUCACCAUCUGCACGUUACAGGAAACACCGCAUUCCGCGUCCUCGUCCCGGUCAACUCAAUCGCCCAUCUGACCGACUUUCCAACAUCCAACGGAUGGUGGCAUGUAUUGAACGGACACCUGUACUUCUCCCACGUAGACGACGAGUCCGAGAGAGAGCUCUGCGAGAUCACAAUCAGAUCAUAUAAUGAGUCCGUAACCCCCGACAGGACAGCGACCUGGGCGAUACCAGUGACGAAUGAACAGGUCCAAGCUCGAACUGGGGAAUACGACCCCCGCAUCAAGAAGCUCCUCAACGUCGUCCCCGAAGGAUCCUGGCGCGAGUUCGCAAUGGUAGCCGGCCCAUGUCUCAAGGACAUAACAGCGUGGAAUAAAAUCGCCCUUAUCGGCGACGCGAGCCAUCCUCUGUCUGGGGCGUUCGGGUCUGGGGCUGCGUUUGCUAUGGAGGAUGGCUGGAUUCUGGCUCGGGCUAUUGAGUACUCAGUUAACUCGAAGACGGGUCUUGGGGAUGCGUUGGAGAUUUUUCAGCGCAUUCGGGGGCCUUAUUAUGAGCGGAUGUAUGAGUUUCUUGAUCGAAAGGGGAAGGAGAUUCAGGAGUCUCGCAAAGGGGAUGAUUUUGAGCGUAUCAUUAAAGUGAGAGUGCAAGGAUUUGGUCUUGUGAGCGGCACGCUAGACUGGAUCUAUAAGAAUGACAUUGAGGAGGUCUGGAAGGCGUAUGUGGAUGGUGAGCAGGCGGCCAAAUUAUAG
Molecule: messenger RNA, 1275 nt
Organism: Aspergillus puulaauensis
Lineage: Eukaryota; Fungi; Ascomycota; Eurotiomycetes; Eurotiales; Aspergillaceae
Product: FAD-dependent oxidoreductase
Exons: 6
Coding region: 1-1275 (424 amino acids)
Biological process (GO): secondary metabolite biosynthetic process
Molecular function (GO): FAD binding
Source: RefSeq, a predicted model, not a curated record